AAGCAUUGGUGAGAAAUUGUUAGCAGUAACAAUGAGUUCAAUAGUGGAAAGGAAGAAGUUGAUUAAGGGGAAGGUGGUGUUGGUACAGAAGAGUGUGGCUCAAACCAUUAACAGUCCUCAGGGUCUUCUGACUACUGGCGCCAAGAUAGUUUACAACUCACCCACUCUUGAUAUCACUAAGUCCGUGUCUUUCAAGUUGAUUAGUUGUACCAAGUCCAAGUUAGAGAAUCCAAAAAGUUUUGGUGGAAAAGUUGGAAAGGAUACCUAUUUGGAGAAUAAUGUUUCUGUGGUACGAACUGUGCAAGAGAUAAAACAGGAAUUUGAUAUUUAUUUUGAAUGGGAUCUUAAUGAGAUGGGAAGUCCAGGAGCAUUUUAUGUAACAAACCUAAUGGAUGAGGAGUUCUUCCUUGUGAGUGUGUCUCUUGAAUAUCCAAUUAAACACGACUACCAUCAUAACAAUAUUAACUUUGACUGUAACUCCUGGGUUCACAACCGUAGUUGUUACAAAACGGAUCGCAUAUUCUUCUUCAACAUUCCAUUUGUUCCUUGUAGGACACCAGUGCAAUUACAAGAGUACAGAGAAGAAGAGUUGAAUAACUUAAGGGGAGAUGGAACUGGAAUGCGUCAGAAAUGGGAUAGGAUUUAUGAUUAUGAUGUCUACAAUGAUCUAGGCUUUCUUCCCAGCGAUGGACCUGAAGAUCACCCAGUUCUUGGAGGCCUCAAAUAUCCCUACCCUCGUAGGGUUAGGACUGGGAGACAACUCAUCCAGAAUAACAAAAAUGGUGAAUAUUAUGAGGUACCAGCUGACGCUUAUUAUGUUCCAAGAGAUGAAAAUUUCAGUGAUCAGAAGAUUGCGGAAUUCACUCAAUUAUCAAAGACAGCUUUAGGUGGAAGUCUCGGACCUUUGGUGCUAUCUAUGUAUUUAAAGACAACAUCAAAUGAAUUUAAUGGCUUCGAAGAAGUGCUGAAAAUGUACGAAGGUGGAGUUAAUCUGCCUAUAUCUAUCACUGGAAACACUCCUCCAAGUGCCCUUAACUUCCCAACUCCUGAUGUAAUCAAAGAGAGCAAGUUUGCAUGGAUGACUGAUGAAGAAUUUGCAAGAGAGAUGAUUGCCGGUGUAAACCCUAAUGUAAUUCGGCUUCUUAAAAAUAAGGAUGAGCUUGAAUUGCCAUGGAUAUCAACUUGCAACUGUCUUCAACGCAUUACAGUAACAGAAGAAGACUUGGAGAUUAACAUGGAUGGGAUCAAAGUAGAUGAGGCAAUCAAGAAUAGGAAAUUGUUCGUAUUGGAUUACUAUGAACCAUUCAUGACAUAUCUGACGAAGAUAAACGACCUUCCUUCAACAGAGGCUUACGCCACCAGGACAUUCUUGAUCUUAAAAGAAGACGGCACAUUGAAACCAAUUGCUAUUGAAUUAAGCAAGCCAUAUAUAUGUCCAUGUGGUCUUGAGCUUGUCGAGACCACAGUGGUGCUGCCUGCAGACAAAGGUGUUAAAAGUACAAUUUGGCAAUUGGCCAAAGCUCAUGUUAAUGUAAAUGACACAAGCUAUCAUGAGCUCAUAAGUCACUGGUUACAUACUCAUGCAGUGACCGAGCCAUUUGCCAUAUCAACACACAGGAAUCUCAGUGUACUUCACCCGAUUUACAAACUCCUUUAUCCCCACUUCCGUGACACCUUCAACAUAAACUCAUUUGCUAGGAAGUCCCUGGUGAGUGCAGGUGGCAUUAUUGAACAAACAUUUUUGCCUGGACCAUAUUCUAUGGAGAUGUCUGCCGCUGUAUACAAGAAAUGGGUUUUCGCUGAACAAGCAUUACCGAACGAUCUCAUCAAAAGAGGAUUGGCGGUGAAGGAUGUGAGUGCACCUCAUGGGUUGAGGCUUGCGAUAGAGGACUAUCCUUAUGCUGUUGAUGGACUAGAAAUAUGGAAUGCUAUUAAGCUAUGGGUACAAGACUACGUGGAUCUGUAUUAUUCAGACGAUGGGGCAGUUGAAGACGAUUGGGAAUUGCAAACAUGGUGGGAGGAAGCUGUGGAGAAGGGUCACGGUGACUUAAGAGCACCAUGGCCUGAACUUCAUAGUUCUCAAGAUCUGGUUGAGAUUUGCACUACCAUCAUAUGGGUUGCUUCAGCUCUUCAUGCCGCUGUUAAUUUUGGACAGUAUUCUUAUGGAGGUUAUAUCAUGAACCGUCCUACACAAAGCCGGAGAUGGAUCCCAAAAGCAGGAACUGAAGAGUAUGAAGAGGCGAAGAACAAUCCUCAAGAAGCUUUUCUGAAAACAAUUACUGCAAAGUACCACACCAUUAUUGAUCUUUCAGUGAUGGAGCUACUAUCAACCCAUUCUUCAGACGAGGUUUAUCUUGGACAAAGGGACAGUCUCAUUUGGACUGCUGAUGAAGAAGCAAACGCUUUGUUUAAAAGAUUUACAGAUGACUUAGGAAAAAUUGAGAAUAACAUCUAUGACAGGAACAACAACAAAGGACUUAAAAAUCGUACUGGACCGGUCCAAGUGCCCUACACUUUUCUUCUUCCCACCAGUAAACCGGGUUUGACUUCCAGAGGAAUCCCUAACAGUAUCUCUAUCUAAACCCUCUUUCCUUUUGCUUUCUGCUUUUUACCUUUCAAUAACCGCCGCAUGUUACGUGCAUGCCGCCUCAUCACUGUGUGUGUUCUUGUUGAACUCACUCGCAUUCUCUUUCAUGUUGCUUCUGUACCCUAAUAAUAAUAAAUAAGCUCAUUUUUCCUGUUAUUCAUGGCGGGAACAUUUGGGCUUUCAGCUCUAUCUGUUAUUCAAGAAUUAUUAUCAUCAAUGAAUAUUAUGUUCUUAAUCUCUAUUA
Vigna unguiculata (cowpea) is the source of this 2831-nucleotide messenger RNA. Its product is annotated as seed linoleate 9S-lipoxygenase-like. Gene Ontology annotation, biological process: lipid oxidation. Lineage: Eukaryota; Viridiplantae; Streptophyta; Magnoliopsida; Fabales; Fabaceae. The record is from RefSeq and is a predicted model, not a curated record. Gene Ontology annotation, molecular function: oxidoreductase activity, acting on single donors with incorporation of molecular oxygen, incorporation of two atoms of oxygen; protein binding; metal ion binding.